Folsomia candida is the source of this 1001-nucleotide messenger RNA. RefSeq lists its product as uncharacterized. The transcript is spliced from 3 exons. Lineage: Eukaryota; Metazoa; Arthropoda; Collembola; Entomobryomorpha; Isotomidae. The record is from RefSeq and is a predicted model, not a curated record. The coding region runs from base 271 to 861 and encodes 196 amino acids.
AUACGUAAUAGGACACAACAUGUGUUCUGUGCUCUAACAUCAACAACUCUUGUGUGUACAUACAUAUGUAAUUAUUUAGAAAUUCGUAUAAAAAUCUAUUUUUUGAACGUUUCAAAAUUCCGUCAUGUGAUAGAAUUAAUCGUUAAAUUCGUUUAACGCGUAUUUGCAAUACAUGCAUAACGUUCAGCAGAGUGUAAUUUUCCUGCAACUUAUGUGUGUGUAUGUGUUUCCCUAAGAAUAUUCGAAUGUUCGAAUUAAUCACGAUAUUAAAUGGAAAGAUCAAAAUUACUUCUUGUCAUUGCAACUCUGGCAGGUGGAAUUGCAGCAAGCAUAACCUCUGCAAUCUUCAAUUCUGUCUCUAAGGAUAAAAUUUCUACAUGGAUAUUCUACUGCAAAUCAGGUGCCUGGCCGUCGACAUCGACCUCAGCAGAAUUUUCGCCACAAUUUUGUACCGAGUAUGAAACGCUUCUGAACAAUGUUUGGGGAUCGAUUGGAAUUCCGGUGGGACAAACUGGUCUCAUCAUUAUUUACAUUUUUACUUUGAUUUCGCUUAGCCGGAAAAACAUAUUUAUACUUCCAAUUUUCAGAUGGCGGACAAGUUGCGAUUGUUUUCCACAGGAUUUUGCAUCCUUCAGAUUUGUCUUGUCAUAUCGACCUUCGCCGUCGCUGUUGAUCCGGACACGAUAUGGAAAUCGGAGUCGGAUUCCGAGCUGUUUGGUCCCCUUAAAUGUGGCUGGACGUCUUCUCUCGUUUCGGCAGUGGUACAUUUCUGUGGCGUUAUUCUUAUCGCUUGGUCAUCACUGGAUAACCCGAGAGAAAAUGCGAAGUAAAAAAUUGUCCAAAUUUAAUUAUGUGGAAUGAGACAAAUUUACCAAACUCAACGCUAUAUAAUGUAGUCCAGAGAAUUUGUGAUCAUUGCAAUUAAUUAAUAUAUUUAUUUCUCUCUUCGAUAUGUGUAACAUUCAUUUCAUGAAAUAAAUUGUAAACGAUUCAUGUGUCUU